AGUACCGGCUGAUCAAUUUCGCUACGCAUCUGAAGGCAAUGCAAUAACUAUCAAGGGUGUUAAUGAUGCUCAACAGUUUCUUGAAACACGUGAAGCAUUAGCUCUUCUUGGUAUUGAAAAUAAAGUUCAAAUGUCCAUCUUUCGUUUAUUGUCAGCAAUUCUUCACUUGGGAAAUGUCAUUAUCAACGAAGGUGAAGGUGAAUCAACAUAUGUCAAAGAAUCUGAUAAAUCUUUCUCCAUAUUUUGCUCACUUCUGAAACUGGACGAAAGCAGAAUGAGAACAUGGUUAUGUAAUAAGAGAAUAAAAACAGGUGUAGAAGUUGUUAAUACAACAUUAAAUCUAAAUCAAGCACUGUUUGCUCGAGAUGCACUGGCGAAACAUAUCUAUUCGCAGUUGUUCGGAUGGAUUGUGAAUGAAAUAAAUAAAUCUUUAGAAUAUGUGGGACAACGACAGUCCUUUAUUGGAGUUUUAGACAUUUACGGGUAA
Messenger RNA from Adineta ricciae, 487 nucleotides. NCBI's taxonomy places the organism in Eukaryota, Metazoa, Rotifera, Eurotatoria, Adinetida, Adinetidae. The record is from the annotation of a GenBank genome assembly.